Penicillium daleae is the source of this 276-nucleotide messenger RNA. RefSeq names its product CVNH domain-containing protein. The record is from RefSeq and is a predicted model, not a curated record. The transcript is spliced from 3 exons. The coding region runs from base 1 to 276 and encodes 91 amino acids. Lineage: Eukaryota; Fungi; Ascomycota; Eurotiomycetes; Eurotiales; Aspergillaceae.
AUGGCGUUCCAUAGAAACUCAAUCAACAUCAACCUGAGAAAUCGACACACUCUCAGCUGUCGCUGUGAGCGCCCAAACGGAUCAUGGAGUUACUCUCAGCUCGACUUGAAUAUCUGUCUGGGAAAUAACAAUGGCGAGUUUAUUUGGGGAGGAGAUAGCUUCGCACAUAGUGCGACGGAGAUUCGUCUUUCCCUCGAGGGCCCUGAGAGAGCUCCGUGGCUGCAUGCUGAGUUGAAUGAUCAUGAUGGGACUCAUCAGUGUGCAUCGGGGUGUUGA